This is a messenger RNA of Monodelphis domestica (gray short-tailed opossum), 14760 nucleotides long. RefSeq names its product zinc finger protein 90-like. Gene Ontology annotation, biological process: regulation of transcription by RNA polymerase II. Lineage: Eukaryota; Metazoa; Chordata; Mammalia; Didelphimorphia; Didelphidae. Gene Ontology annotation, molecular function: RNA polymerase II transcription regulatory region sequence-specific DNA binding; DNA-binding transcription factor activity, RNA polymerase II-specific. Gene Ontology annotation, cellular component: nucleus. The record is from RefSeq and is a predicted model, not a curated record.
ACGGAUGCUCGCAGAGUCACGUGAGAGAGAUUCCGGGAGGAGUGCACAUGCGUAUUCCAGCUCUGGGCUCUGUCUCCUCAGUGCUAGGGAAGCUUGCAGAGUCCGUGAGAGAGGGUGGGCAGGAAUGCCCACCGGCGUGUCAGUCGUGGGGUGAGGAUCGCAGUGCACAGGCGCAACACAGUUGGCUUCCCCUUCCCCCUCUUCACUAUAGAUUCCGGGGCCUCAGCUCUACUGGAAGGAGAAGGUGGUGUAGGAUCUCCCCCCAAGGAAGGGAGUCCAACCCAGGAGAGUAUCGCUGCUCUGCAACCUUUCAUCCAACUCCAGGGCAGUAGUGAAGCCAUUUCCUUCUCCCAGCUGGGCAGAAAGGACGUGAGUGAAGUCAGAGCAAUGAGAAAACAAAAAGGAUGGUCAAGCAUGGGAGACGUGACCCUGACACGUCAGGAGAAGGAUAUAGCUCUUCCCUCAGUUAGCAACAUAGAAGAGAAGGAAGGAGGGACUUCUGGAGUCCUAACUGCCAGGUUUCAGGAAUCUCUGACAUUCAAGGAUGUGGCUGUGGAGUUCACCUUGGAAGAGUGGAGACACCUGGAUCCUGCCCAGAGGGCCCUGCACAGGAAUGUGAUGUUGGAGAACUAUGAAAACCUGGUCUCCAUAGGGAUUCCCGUUUCCAAACUAGAUUUGCUCUUCCUGUUGAAGAGAGAAGAUGUACAGAAUGAAGAGGGAGAAGCUGGGACAGGAACUUCUACAGAAAGAAAGAUCAGACUUGAAAUGAAAGAGAUGACUGCAGAUUUAAGCCUUUCUGGGGAAGAAACUCAGAAGCAAAGAUGCAUUGGUGAUGGUGCCAUUGAUUCCAUUUGGAGGGAAAACUUUGAUGUACAUCAGAAAAUCCAUACUGGAGGGAAGCCUUACGAAUGUAAUCAGUGUGGUAAAACAUUUGCAAAGAGAGCUUAUCUUACUAAACAUCAGAGAAUCCACAAUGGAGAGAAACCUUUUAAAUGUAAUCAGUGUGGAAAGGCUUUUAUAUGGAAGAGCAGUUUUACUGAACAUCAGAGAAUCCACACUGGAGAGAAACCUUUUGAAUGUAAUCAGUGUGGAAAGGCUUUCAGAGGGAUUCCCAUUUCCAAACUAGAUUUGCUCUUCCUGUUGAAGAGAGAAGAUGUACAGAAUCAAGAGGGAGAAGCUGGGACAGGCACUGGUAUAGAAGGAAAGAUCAGACUUGAAAUGAAAGAGAUGACUGCAGAGCUAAGCCUGUCUGGGGAAGAAACUCAGAGGCAAAGAUGCAUUGGUGAUGGUGCCUGUGAUUCCACUUGGAGAGAAAACUUGGAUGUACAUCAGAAAAUCCACACUGGAGAGAAAUCUUAUGACUGUUACCGGCUUAGUAAAGUCCUCAGUCAAAAGUCAACCCUUAUUUUCCCUCAGGCACUGCCAAGUCAGUAAUCAACAGUCCUUGGGGGCAGCUGUGUGGACCCCAGCCAUACCUUUGGGAGCUUUUGCUCUACUGAUGACCCUGGGGUCACCUGCUAACUAAAGGAAGACUGCAGGACCCUCCACUUGCCCUGGACGUGGGGCUUCAGCACAUUGAUCAGACAUGGUCCCAGGCUGUGCCUAAUGAUGGAGGAGCACAUGAAUAAGAGCAAUGGCUUUGUCUCACUUGGAAGUAAUCCAAGGCUAAGAUUCGCAUAAUUCAAGCUGAAUCCCUUUCCUUUUCCCGAUGGAAUCAUGAGUAUGAUUAGUACUUCAAUUUAGGAAGAUGAGAAAUAGAGACUGCUUGGUGUCUCUUGGCAUGAGACUUCAGGGGCCUAGAAAGGAGCCUCCAUGAUCUUCAGUGUUAGGUCUAGUCCUUUAAAUCAAGAAAAAGAGAGUCACAUACUGAAGCCAGAGCAUGCAAUGACUAAUAGGAUAGACGUCAGAAUGCAGAAUGGAGAUUGAGAUUGGGCCAGGUGUCAGCCCUGGCCUAGUCUGUUAGUCAGUAAACGUUAAUGAAGCACCUACUAUGUUCUAGCCUCUGAGGACACAAAGGGAAACAAAAGACAGUCCCUGUUGUCAGAGCUCAGAAUCUAGUAUACAAACAUAGUGAUAGUCAAGAAGCAGUAAAAGAUCAUGAACCUGACUGUUAAAUGAUCCAGGGAAAAGAAGGUGUUUUCUGAAUGGAAAUCCAUUUAGUUAAACAGGGAAAUGAGUGAAUAGAGGUAUGAGAACAAUUACAGUUUAAGAAGGGCAAAAUUGGGGAGCAAAGAGUAAAAAUCAAAAUCAUAAUAAAAAAAGUAAUAUCUAGCAGUUAAAUAGCACCUACUGUGUGCAGGGCAUUUCAUCAAUAUUAGCUCAUUUGGUUCUCAUAAGAACCAUAAGGGUUAAGUGUAAUAAUUAUUUUCAUUUUACAAGUGAAGCAAAUGGAAUGAGCAGAGGACUUAUGACUUGCCUAGGGUCAUAGUACUAGCGAAUGUCUGGGAUUGGUAUGCUUCUAUCCAGUGUACCAAAAAGUAAAAAUGCUCAUAUAUGAGUGAGGUUGAAAAUGAGAGAAGUUUACAAACUUUCUUGCUGAGGGAUGAAUAUGCCUUUUUUUUGUUUGUUUUUAGCUCCUUAGCCAAUCAGCAAAAUGAAUGGCAAUUUACCGUUUAAAAUUCUUCUUACUUUCUCCAUUGUGCCACUUAACUGCGCAAUUGGAAUUGGUUGAUAAGAGCUGUAGCCAUCGUUUCAGUAGCCAUGAAUGUAGCUGAAGCAAACACUAUGGAAGCAUUUAGAGUUUGAUCAGACAUCAACAACUCCAAGAUAAUUCACCGUGUCUGCAGGCAUUGCAAGUCAUCUUGUCUUUUGCAGCAUGAGAAAUAUGGAAAUCAGUUUUAGAUGACUGCACAUGUAUAACCUAUAUCAGAUUGCUUGCCUUCUCAAGGAGCAGGGUGAGAAAGUAGGAAGGGAGAGAAUUUGAAACUCACAAUUUUUAAAAAAUGCUGGGUCACCAGAGUCAAGAUAGCAGACAGAAAUCAGGGAUUUACCUCAGGUUUCUCAAAUUCUCCUCGAUAUGACUUUAAAAUAACGUCUCAACUUUGUGGAACAGAAGAACUCCAAAAAGGAUGCGGUAAAGAAUUUUUCUGCCUAGAAACUUUAGAAGGCCAUCAGGAAAGGUCACUCCCACCAUGGUGAAAGUGGAGCAAAGUCCAGCACAGGCUAUACCCUAACAGAAUAAUAGCAAGGCCAUGCCUUACUCUGUCAGCAGCAAAGCCAUGUGCCCUGACCCAUCAGCAGCAGGCCCUUAAGGGAACUGAAUUGGCAGAAGCUACUUCUGGAGCUCUUAGUCCACAGACAGUAAGGGGCAGGGGGCGGUCAGACAAUUUAACAGGAGAUCAGAGGUCCUUUUUCUAGCAUUCUGUGCAGGAGUUUGUUUCAUAGCCCAUGUGUGGGUUCUAGUUUCAGGCCUGGUGGCCGUCCCAAUGUAAGAACCUCCAUUAGCGACAAGCACUAGAAGUAAUAGAAUUUGCACCCAUGAUGGAUUUGGGAUCCUGAUCACAGUUCCAAAAUGUAAAAUAAAAGGCUGGUUAUUCACAGGCCAGAGUAUAAGCCAAGAGAGUAGUGAACAUAUUUCUUUGUAUAUCAUCACCUUGGAAGAAGUGAAAAUGUAUAGAACCACUCCACCCCAUUCCAGCACCACCUCUGAGAGCACUUACAUUUCAAAACUAAACACCAGGCUUCAAACAAUGCCUCCUCUACCCCAGGAGCAGACUUCAAAUAUAGCAUAAAAGUCAAGAAAUAGGCUACAAAAAUGAGCAAACAAUUUUUAAAAAGCACUUCACCAUAAAAAGUUACUGUGGUGAUAAGAAGAUCAAAACAAACUGAAAAUGGCAAAGUUUCAAAGAAAAAUAUGAAUUGAUUUCAGGAACCAAAAAAAAUUCUGGAACUCCAAAAAGGAUUUUAAAAACCAAAUAAGCGAAAUAGAGGGAAAUUGAGAAAAUAAUUGAAUGAUGAAUGAAAUAAAUUUUUAAAAGGGUCCGUAGUUUGGUAAAGGAGGCACUAAAAAUACUGAAUAAAGAGAUGUGUGGGGUUUUCCUUAAUGGACUUCCCUGACCAGCAGGUUCCCACAAGGGAAGGGGCUCACCUUUGUGAUGGGACCUGAGGAGAGGUAGGAACCGAGAACCAGGGUGGAAAUGAAAGACAUGGACAAGUCAGUGGUUGGAUAGGGCAGGCAACCCCUAUGAUACUCCCUUUGAUAGGAAAGUAUGAAUACAAAGGAACACGAGGUGGAGGAGGAGAUUAAGAUAGGAAAUGCUGGCCGAGAUGGUUACAGCCUCCGGGAAGGAGAAGGUCAAGAGGAGAGAGAGACAGAGUCAUUGAGGAGCCCAGUGGAGCUCCAUGGAAGGGGAGAAAGGCCAAGAGGAAGUUCAUGGGUUUGCCUCUGAAUUUAUUCCUGUCCUGCUUGGGCGGUACUCCCAAGGAUGUAGUACCCACAUCACAAAGUAUAGACACUUAAGAUUGGGUGGCAAGGUAGAGGGAACACCUUUGGGCUUGUAGAUUGCAAACCGCGCUUUCCCGGGGAAUUAAGUCUUAGCAUGUUAAUGAGUUUGUCUUAGCUAUGGGCCGCAUGGCCAGUUCAAGGUUACAUUCACAAACCUCAUUGAUAUAACCUUAUGCUUGGAGACACAGUCACCAUACAGUCAUUUAUAUUUCAUAGAUGUGAAUAUGCUUGGGAUGCUACAAGAUGUUAAAAAACAAUAGACCUAAUGGUGAAAAGGGCACAAAAAUCCAUUGAAAAAAGGAACUUCUUUAAAAUCAAAAUUGGCCAAAUGGAAAAAAGAUAUACAAAAAUGUACUGAAGAGAACUUCUUAAAAAGUAGAGCUAGUCAAAUGGAAAGUGGAGCUAUAAAAAUUAAAUGAAGAAAAUAAUUUCUUAGGAAUUAGAAUUGGGCAAGUGUUAGCUAAUACCUCCAUGAGAUAUUAAGAAAAAAAUUUAAAUCAAAAGAAUACAUAAAUAGAAAAAAGUGAAAUAUGUCAUUAGAAAAAUAACUGACCUGGAAUAGAUGCAGUAGAGAUAAUUGAAUGAGGGUACAACCUGAAAGCCAUGAUUUAAAAAAAGAAGAAAAAGAAAGUUCCAGGGCUCCCAGAUUAAGCAGGAAAUAUAGCAAACAAUCCUCUGGAUUGAAACAAAAUUCAAAUAUUGUAUAGCCACAGUCGUUAUACCACAAGAUUUAGCAGCUUUGAUAUUAAAUUAUUGGUUAUUUAGGAAUAUGAUAUUCCAGAGUAUAAAAGAACUAGGAUUACGACCAAGCAUCAUCCACCCAGUAAAACUGAGUACAAACAUUCAUGAGGAAAAAUGGAUGUUCAGUGAAAUAGAGGUCUUUUCAAGCAUUCUUUUUGAAAGGGACAGAGCUGAAAAGAAAAUCUGAUUUUCAAAUAUAAGUCUCAAGAUAUGCAUAAAAGGAAAAGAAAUCCUAGAGCAAUGAGUAAAUUUAAGCUGCUUACGUUACUACAUGAAAAGAUGAUAUUUGCAAUUCCUAGGAACCUUAUCAUUAUUAGGGCAGUUAGAAGGGCAUGGGUAUGAGUUUAAUAUAAUGAGUUGAAUGCAUAAAAUGAAGGGGUGAGAAGGAUGCAUUGGAAGGAGGAAGGGAGAAGUCAAAUGGCGUACUUUAUCUCACAAAAAAAGAGUCAAAGCUUUGGAAGUGGAGGGUUAGAUGGAGUUGGGGAGAAGCACUUAAAUUUUAUUGAAAUUGGUUCAAAGGGCAAACAGUAUACACACACCUAAGUAUAGAACUACACUUUACCUUGUAAGAGAAUAGGGAAAAGGGAUAAGAAAAGAGAAUGGGUUAAUUGGAAGAGGCAGUAGUCAGAAGCAAAACACUUGAGAAUGAAUUGAAUGAAAGGAGAAAAACAAGUAAGAUAAACAGGGGAAAAUAGGAUGGAGGAAAAUACCCAGUUAAUAAUCCUAAUGUAACAAAAAUUUACAGCAAGUUUCUCUAAAUAUGAAGAAUAUAUAUGUAUAUUUAUGGAAAUGAAAGUUAAAAUACCUUAGGUACUUUCCUUACACCUAUCUGAUUGGUUAAUUUGAGAGAAAAGAAAAAUGACAAAUGGGAGAAAUGUGGGGAAAUUGAGAUGCUUAUGUAUUGUUGGUGGAACUAUGAACUGAUUCAAACAUUCAUGAGAAGAAUUUAGAAUCUUGCUCAAAAGGUUCUAAAACUAUGCAAUAUCACUACCAGGUCUGUAUCCCAAAGAUAUCUUUCUGGAAAAAAAAAAGACCUAUUUGUACAAAUCUUUCUAGCAGUUCAUUUUGUGAUGGCAGAGAAUUGGAAAUUGAGGGGAUGCCCAUCAAUUGAGAAAUGAAUGAAGUUUUGGUAUAAUGAUUAUGACAGAAUACUGUUGUGCUAUAAGAAAUGAUGAGGACAAUUUCAGAAAAAAACCUGAAAAGCCUUUCAUGAGCUGAUUCAAAGUAAAGUGAGCAGAAUAUGGAGAACAUUGAACACAGUAGUUGCAAUAUUAUUCAGUGAUCAAGUGUGGAUGAAAUAACUAUUCUUAGCAAUACAAUGAUCUGUAAUAAUUAAAAUAGUUGGUUGUCAUAAACUGUAGUGAUUAAAAUAGUUGAAGAUAUAAAUUGUAGUAGAUAUAAGAGUGGGUGAGUAAGUUGUGACCGCAGAAAAUAUGGUUUCAAGACAGUGUCUUGUUUUUAAAUCAAAUAUAAGGUGGUUGCCAGGGAAAUAUUCCCAAUUAUUAAAAUACACCCAAGAUAGCUGGGUUUUAUAGAGAUUUUAAUUAAUACAAUGAGGAAUUAAAGAGAGAAAGAGUAAGAAAGGAAUAAGUAUGAAGGGCCUUAAGCCAACAUGGCCUAGACCUGAGUCUUAAGAGAGAGAGAUCAGUCAGUCCUUAAUCACUCACCACAAGAUCUGUCCAAGCAAGAAUAUAGACACCAUUUCAGCCAGCCAUCCUUCUCCAGAGAGGGAUUCUUCUGACUGUCUCAAGAGACUGCCUUCCAGAGACUGUUGUUCAACAGACUCUCUUCAGAGCCUCCUUAGAGACUCUUUUUUCUUAGGAGACUCUCAUCUCCUUAUAAAGGGAAUUUUCUCCUAUGUCACCUCCCCUAAAUUGUUACAUCUACCAAUCAGAGUAGAUGGUUUUCAAAGGACAGACCAUUCUUAGUCCACACCUAAGAAGGUGUGGAUUUUUUGAGUAAUUCACACCAGGAAAGCUCUGAGUAAGUUUCUUACCUUUUUGUUCCUUGUAAAUUCACAAGUUGCUUGACCUUUAUAGGUACUUAGCACCCUUUUGUAUUAGUCCUAAAAUAGGCAUGGCUUAAAGAACUUUUUGUCUUACUAUAAGUAUGGGUUUAAGUACUUUUCAUUGUUCAGCAAAGAGUUUACAACUUUAUCUUCCCCUAGGGCAAACUUAACUAGGGGUGGAGUAGCGGUCUUACAUUCCUGAUCUAAGUAGAAUUCUCACAUUCCUGAUCUAAGUACCUUCACUGCCCAAAUGGAGAAUGGUCCCAAUGGGGAAUGCUCUUAACCCAACCUUAUGAAGUAUGGUCUGGGAAUUUUUUUUAAGGUUUACAAUCCUAACCUUAUGAAGUAGGGUCUGAGAAUUUUUAAGGUUCACAGAUCCAAGACAAUUCUGAAGGACCCUGGAUAAAAAUGCUACUUCCAAAAAAAACUGAUGGAGUCUGAAUGCAGAUCAAAGUCUUCCUUGAUUAGAUUUGCUUUUUUCGGGUCUUGAUAUGCAGAGGGGAAAAGAAUGCCUCAAAUUCUCUUGAACUGGAGACUCAAAUCAUGUUACUUCAAGAAGCAUUUCUCAAUCAGUUCUCAUUUGUAAAACACCUACUAAGGGCCAGACAGUAGACUAAGUGCUAAGGAUUAAAAAAAAAAAAGAUGAAAUGAUAACUCCCUGGAGGAGCUUGCAUUCUAAUGGUUUAAGUGAACAAGCAUUUAUUAAACAUUUCGACACCAAGAAAUACUAGGCUCUGGAGAUACCAGGCAUUGAUUAAAAACAAAAACCGGAAACAACUUGCAAAUACUAAGUUCCCUUAUAUCCCAGCAUGCCCACAUGUGCAUUUCCAUUUCUACUAUUGAGGUCUUAGAUCUCAGAAAAGCUUAUUACGUCCUGCAGCAGAUGUGAGAUCCAAAAUAGGGGGCCUAUGGAAGAGCCCCUAGAAGUUUUACUUUUAUAAACUUGAAACAUAGGAAUGAGGAAACAAUGGCUGAGGCACUUCCCAGAUACAGCUCAUAUGCUGCUAAAAGGUCUAGCUCAGAAAUUUCCUUAUUUCAAUUUGUGGAGCUCCUGAAAGGCUUCUGGGGUCAACAUGAGUUGUAGGUGCUGAUUAAGCAACAAAUCUGGACCCAGAGCCAUAAACAAGUCCAGUCUCGAAGCUACACAGGACAAGAGAGUUUCCAACAAAGCAAUCUGGUUUUCCCACAGGUUCUAAAUAUGCUUCAAGGAGAAGAUGUCCACAAAGGCAUUCCAAACGUCAACAGCAUCAUUGUAGAGUCAGGCUGGCUCCAGAGCUCCCUCCUGAAUUUCACAGGUUGGGUUUUCCAUAUGAUAUCUCAGAAAUGAGGCAAGUCUAAGCAGGGGCUUUCUAAAGGUAUUAGAAACAGAGCCAAGCUUCAAUCUUCCCACUGUAACAUUUUAAAGAGUGGGAGCCAUAAACUGUAAGAGUUAAAAUGGUUGAGGUCAUAAAUUGUAGUGAUUAAAAUAGUGGAAGACUGAAAUUGUAGUAGAUAAAAGAGUGGGUGAGUAAAUUGGUGACCACAGUAAAUAUGUUUUCACUACAGUGUUCUGAAAUCAAAUAUAAGGUGGUUGCCAGGGAAAUAUUCCCAAUUAUUCAAAUAUACCCAAGUCAGCUGGGUUUUAUAGAAAUUUCAAUUAAUAAUACAAUGAGGAAUUAAAGAAAGAGAGAAUAAGAAAAGAAUAAGUACCGAAAGACCUAGACAUGAGUCUUAAGAGAGAGAUCAGUCAGUCUUUAAUCACUCACCACAAGAUUUGUCUAAGCAAGGAUUUUAGUGUUCAGAGACACCAGGCCAGCUCCAUCUCAGCUGACUCCAGGAGCUCAAUCUUGAAUCUGAAUCUCUCUGAAUGUCUCUGAGCUCCUAUUUAAAGGGCAUUUUCUCCUAUGUCACCUCCCCUAAGUCCUUAUAUCUACCAAUCACAGUAGACGUUUUUCAAAGGAGACCAUUCUUAGUUCACACCUGAGUAGACUAAUCUUUUGAGUAAUUCACACCAGGAAAGCUCUGAGUAAAUUUCCACCUCUUUGCUCCUUGUAAGUUCACAAGGUGCCUGACCUUCAUAGGUACUUAGCACCCCUUUGUAUUAGUUCUAAAAAUAGGCAUGGCUUAAGUAUGGGUUUAAGUACUUUUCAUUGUUCAGAAAAGAGUUUACAACUUUAUCUUCCCCUAGGGCAGACUUAAGUAGGUGAACUAGAGUCCUCACAUUCUUGAUCUAAGUAGAGUGCACUGCCCAUAUGGGGAAUGGUCUUAACCCAAUCUUAUGAAGUAGGGUCUGGGAAUUUUUAAGGUUCACACCACAGUGAUAACAUUUACAAGGUUCUUCUCCAGCAAGAGUUGUUUUCUGGUAAAAAGCAAAGGGAAUGUUGGCUCUGCCUUUUCCCCAUCAAUUAUACUUAUUGGGAAGACUACUACAAAUGAUCUCAUGUAACCUUGUGCUCUAGGCCUUUCCAUCUCCUUUCCCUUUGAGAUUUGAUUGACUGAUUUUUUUCUUCAUGCCUGAAAGGAGAUAAACAACUUUCUCCUUCCAGAUUGAAUCCUUUUGGUGACAAACCAACCAACCAAACCAGAGACAGUGAAUGGAAUCUCAUGGGCACAUCUGUUGGUGGAUGUAACCUACCCCGGGAGUCAAGUCUUCUGAUUCUCUAGGGAAGAGGGAGACCUGAGAAAACCACUGUUUGAUAAAAUUGCUCUGAGAUCUGUUUGUGUCAGUCUUCCUAUUGACACUACUGGAAUCACUGAGUAUGAAUAAUAUAGACUGUAUGUGGUUCUACUGGUUCCACCCAUUUCUUGCUAGAUGGGUACAAUGAGCAAUAAUUGGACCCCCACCCUAUUUGAAUAGCCCUCUGCCCCUCCUAAAUCAAUGAUUUUAUCCCUAGUCUAAUUGCUAAUCCAUAUAAUCCAGUUUAAAGACAUUCCAUAAGGGGACUGAUUAUUUCUUGUGUAUUAAAAGACAUUAUUGUACAUUGAGUUGGUUAAGGAUAAUCAACUAAACCCAAUAUGUAAAACAAUUCAUAAUAAUUAGAGUAGGUUAAAUAGAUCCCUUCUGAUAGUAGAUUUUCAACUUGUCAUUAACAUGUACUUGGUUGAGCACAAGAGUGUCCUAACUGAGGACCUCCAUCGAUGUGGCCUGAUGACUGUCUCCAUGGGCAAGGAAGACUCCCAGACCUCCAGCCUGGAUGAUCUGAGUACUGUAGGAUAGAAAUGUUUUAAUGGGUUGGAAGGUCCCUGCAAAAUGCAAAAUGUCCCCUAGUUAGGAGUCUGUUGCCCAACAUUUGGGUGGGAUUCUGCCUGCUCUGUACUUAUAUUUGUAAGCCCAUUACUCAACAAUGCAGGUGGAGUUCUACUAGCCCUUUACUCUGUGAACCCCAAAGUGACUGUGGGACCCCCAAGGAGAUUCUGUACUAUCCCAUCUGGACUGUCUGGGACAUAAGGAUUAUAAAACUUGACUCUGAGCAUGAGGCAAUCUCAGAUAGUGGCCAGGUCCCUUUAGUAUAGUGGUAGUCUCUCCGUGAUCGAGUAUGACUAUUGUCUUUGUGCAUUAUCAUCUAUUGACGUACCCUCAUGUGGCUUUGGAGUCCAAAGACUGAGGCGCAGAGUGUGUGGCACAUGGGGCAUCAGACUAAUCAACUAAUCCCAAUAUGUAACACAAUUCAGAAUAACUAAGUGGGCAAGGAAGACUCCCAGACCUCCAGCCUGGAUGGUCUGAGUACUGUAGGAUAGAAAUGUUCUAAUGGGUUGGAAGGUCCCUGCAAAAUGUAAAAUGUCUCCUAGUUAGGAGUCUGUUGCCCAACAUUUGGGUGGGAUUCUGCCUGCUCUGUACUUACAUUUGUAAGCCCAUUACUCAACAAUAGAGGUGGAAAUCUACUAGCCCUUUACUUUGUGAACCCUAAAGUGACUGUGGGACCCCCAAGGAGAUUCUGUACUUUGUACUGUCCCAUCUGAACUGUCUGAUGAGACUUCAGGAUUAGAAAACUUGACUCUGAGCAUGAGGCAGUCUCAGAUAGUGGCCAGGUCCCUUUAAUAAAUAGUAAUUGGCUCAGAGCUCUGCCUCAGUGACUUUAUAGUUUAGAUCAUUUCUGGCAUUACAUUAUGCUUACCCCAGAUGGGAUGAUGAGGUGUGGACCUUCCCUAGAUGCUCCAUCCCACUCCUCAUGGUACUAUUCCCCCUUUAAAAAAUAGGAAGCUAGUACCUGGAUGAAUUUUCACCAUUGGCUCACCCACCAACAACGACUUGGGUUGGUGGGACUCUCUACUGUUCCUACCCAAAUUCUCCAAGCUUAAGAUAUCUCCCCAUGGCUACAGAUUGGUGAGUUUACCUGAAAUCACCCUCCCACAACACCCCACAAACUUAAAGGGGUAAAAGGAGAUCCCAAUUGUAUUGAAAGUGACUAUUUGGGUUUAUGACUAAAUUAUGUGAAUUAACCAGCACUUAUGUAAAUUCCUUGAAUUAUUUGGCCAUAUUUUCAUCUUUUAAAGCCUAGGUUGAUUGUUUUUGUCCUUUCAUCUUAUCGGAGCUAGGGAGGUAUAACAGAAUCACGGCUACUGCCACUUUUUCAUCCUCAAGCCAGGAAAACAAACAAACAAAGAAACAUUGAAAGUUUCAGAUAGAUUUUGUACUUGCUCGUGGUCGGGGAUGGAAGUUUAUUUUUAAAGGAUAUAUACAUUUUAUCGAUUAUAAUAUGAAUAAAGUCAUUUUCAGUGACAUUAGUGUUUCUGCUUAAGAUAUGAAAGCCCUGAUUGGCUCAUCUGAGGUCCCCAAUGGCCUAUUUCAGAAAUUUGAAAUUGGAGAACUUUCUAAAAUAGGUCCCUGAAUCUUAAGAGUAUUCAUUAUAAGCCAGGACUGCAUAAUGAUGCACUCAGUACCUCCAGGGUUAGUCCACCAUCCUUCUAGUUCGAGAGAGGGAAUAGCAUAGGGGUACAAUCUUCAGAAGAGGAACCUCUGAGACAUUUAGUCCUCAUGUAGCAUACCAGGCAUCUUAGCAUCUGGGAAGUAUGAUUGAUAUAUUGAUAUGGUAUUACCAGACAUAUGGUCAGACCUCUUGAUGUUCAUCGUAUGGAAAGAGACAGGCUGAAGCACUAGCAUAGGACGGGCAAAUUCAUGAGCUGGGCCACGCUGCCUCUGCUCGGACUACAUUCAUUUGCUAAGUGCGGGUUGGAUUAAUCUCCGCCUCUCUGAUCUUGUCAUUGUCAAUUCAACCAGUGUUAAAACCCAUGUCAUGUUACAUAUAUGUUGACCUCCUAACCCACAUUCCUAAAACCUUCAAUAAAGGCUGUGGAACAAGCGCAGAAUCUCUCUGUUCCCUCCUCUCUCAGUCUUACUCACUCUCUCUCUCUUCCCCUUCUCUCCUCUUACUUCUCCUUCUUCACUGUAUCGCUUUUCUAGCAACAUGAUCACCCCAAGUGCUUCCUACUCAUGCUCAGACUGUCUUGUCUAUAGGAGGCACCAAGGAGUUGUGACUCCCUCCUUUUCUAGCGAUGCUGUCGGCCCCAAAGCUUCCUAUUAAGGCUCAGACUCUCUUGUCUACGGGAGUGUCAAGGAGUUGGUACUCCCCUAUAUAUAAUAUAUCUAAUAGUUGGUACUCCCCACCUAUUCUCAUUCCUCAUAUUUCCUCGGAGUUCGCGUUCCUCCCCAUGUGUUUCAGCUUUUGCCUUUGAGUCAUUACUCUUCUCCCGUUUCCUUAACCUCCUCUCUCCACCUCAGGUUAUUACCCACAGAUAAAUAAUAUAGGCUCCCGUGGGGGGUCUCUAUACCUCAGAAGCAGAGCCUUUGGGUAUCCAGCUGUCUCAGAAAAAGAUCUGAAGUUGCCCUCUCCUGGGUAGGGAUGCCCAUAGUGUGGAGGGUGCUAGGAUCACAUGUUAAAGGAUUCAGAGAAAUUCUUUUGGCCACAAUUUGAACUUUGUUUCUAUUCUAUCCGUGGAAAAUGAUUGGUUUAAAUGGCUUCCAGCCUUCUUGCCCUGUUAUCCCCAGGCCUGCCAGAUGAGCAAGGCAAAAGAAUGAGAACAGCCUACAGCUCCCUAGAAGGCCUGCAUGAGUACAACUUGGCCUUACCCGAGCUGUCUAUUCUUUGGGUUAAUCCAAGUUAGCAGGUGCUUCCAAGCUUUUGUUUUCAGUGUGUGCUUUUUCGCUUUGGUCAGAUCACCUGGAGAGAAAUGAUUAAAUAAAGCAAAACUUUUUUUUAAACAUUAUUUUUAUUUGGUCAAUUUCAAACAUUAUUCAUUGGAUACAAAAAUCAUUUUCUUUUCCUCCCUCCCCUCCCAUAGCCGACAUGUGAUUCCACUGGGUGUCACAUGUGUCCUUCAUCCAAACCCAUUUCCAUGUUGUUGGUAUUUGCAUUAGAGUGUUCAUUUAGAGUCUACAUCCCCAAUCAUAUCCCCUCGGCCCCUGUAAUCAGGCAGUUGCCUUUCCUCAGUGUUUUUACUCCCACAGUUUGUCCUCUGCUUGUGGAUUCUGUUUUUUCUCAGGGAUCCUUGCAGAUUGUUCAGGGACAUUGCAUUGACACUAAUGGAGAAGUCUGUUAUAUUCAAUUGUGCCACAAUAUAUCAGUCUCUGUGUACAACGUUCUCCUGCUUCUGCUCCUCUCACUCUGCAUCACUUCCUGCAGUGUUCUGGUCCGGUCCCCACGGAAUUCCUCCACUUCAUUAUUCCUUUGAGCACAAUAGGAUUCCAUCACCAACAUAUACACAAUUUGUUCAGCCAUUCCCCAAUUGAAGGGCAGCCCCUGAUUUUCCAAUUUUUUGCCACCACAAAGAGCACAGCUAUGAAUAUUUUUAUACAGGUCUUUUUCCUUAUUAUCUGUUUGCGGUAUAAACUCAGCAGUGCUAUGAGUGAAUCAAAGGGCAGACAUUCUUUUAUCGCCCUUUGGGCAUAGUUCCAAAUUGCCCUCCAGAAUGGUUGGAUCAAUUCACAACUCCUCCAGCAAUGAAUUAAUGUCCCCACUUUGCCACAUCCCCUCCAGCAUUCAUUACUUUCCUUUGCUGUCAUGUUAAUCAGUCUGCUAGAUGUGAGGUGAUACCUCAAAGUUGUUUUGAUUUGCAUCUCUGAUUAUCAGAGAUUUGGAACACUUUUUCAUGUGCUUAUUUAUGGUUUUGAUUUCUUUGACUGAAAAUUGGCUGUUCAUGUCCCUUGCCCAGUUAUCAAUUGGAGAACGGCUUGAUUUUUAGUACAAUUGAUUUAGUUCUUUGUCAAUUUGGGUAAUUAAACCUUUGUCAGAGGUUUUUGUAAUGAUGAUUGUUUCCCAGUUUGUUGCUUCCCUUCUGAUUUUAGUUACUUUGGUUUUGUUUGUACAAAACCGUUUUAAUUUGAUGUAGUCAAAAUUAUUUAAUUUACAUUUUGUGACUCUUUCUAAGUCUUGCUUGGUUUUAAAAUCUUUCCCUUCCCAAAGGUCUGACAUGUAUACUAUUCUUUGUUCCCCUAAUUUACUUAUAGUUUCCUUCUUCAAGAAAAACAGGAAAAGGUAAAUAUGAAAGAGAGGGAAAAGGAGAAAAAUGUUUUUUUAAUCAAACUCUUCUUUAAGGGCUAUGAUUACAUCAAAUUAUAUAUAUUAAUAUAUGGGGAAAAUGUUAUUUGUAA